Physella acuta is the source of this 6512-nucleotide messenger RNA. RefSeq lists its product as uncharacterized. NCBI's taxonomy places the organism in Eukaryota, Metazoa, Mollusca, Gastropoda, Physidae. Gene Ontology annotation, molecular function: calcium ion binding. The record is from RefSeq and is a predicted model, not a curated record.
GGCUAUGUGAAUGGAACAUCCGUCCCUCACGGUACAGCUUGUAUGGUUGACCCACAGUCAGGAACCUCUGAGAUGUACAAGUGCUUGAACGGGCUCUGGACGUCCUACCAUAUCCGUAAUCGGAGGGAGGCAAACACCACAGCUCUUGUAAGGAGAGCCCGGGCCUCGUACUAUGUCUAUCAAACCUCGUGUAGAACUGUAUGUGACUGUGGCUGGUGGCACCGCCGCUGUCAUACACACUGCUGGACCAACCGAUUUAUUAAUAACUACCCUACAAUAUAUUGUCCUUCAAUUCCUGAUGUAACUGUAACUAACGCUGUAUACGCUAGAGUUUAUUGGUCUGAUGCCACAGCUUACGAUAUAGAGGAUGGUUAUAUAAGACCCCGACUGACCAGUUGGCCACGAUCUGGGUCACUAUUUUACCUAGGCACCUACAUUGUCACGUAUGAAGCCAAAGAUCGAUACGGCGCCACGGCCUAUUGCACUUCCCGUUUCACUGUUUCAUAUCGCCGAUGCUACUACUACGACUCUUACGGAGUGGGUGUCUACUCCAUCCCCAAUGGAUAUGUCAGCUGUGCGAGCUACCCGUAUCUUCGCUUUAUUUUCUUCUACAUCUACGGAGAAUCCUGCACGUAUAGCUGCUAUCCUGGCUAUAUACUACAAGGUUCAAGCUCAAUUUCAUGUACCCUGAAUGGGCGUUGGAGCGCUCUGAGGCCCAGCUGCGUGCCACGGCCUGUAUGUCCAGCACUGAAAGCUGUUCCAAAUGGACAGUGGUCAGCAUACAGCAUGACAUCUGGCUCUGUGGCAUACCUUUACUGUCGAGACGGCUACACAGUUGACGGCCCAAGCUACGUCACUUGUCUUUCAAAUGGGGUAUGGUCAGUGGCUGGUUCGUGUAGGGAUAUUCAGCCUCCUGUGUUAAAGUGCCCAUCAACCAUUACUGCCGUCUCCAAGCCUAAGAAGCAGCCUGUUUCUGUGUCAUGGGGGAGCUGGACUGUCUCCGACAACUCCAACGAGUUUGUUACAGUCUCCAGCAGCGCUGUCUCAGGGCAGCUGUUUCCGGUUGGGCAGACGGUAGUGUCAGUGCAAGCCACGGAUAGAAGCGGCAACAUUGCCAGCUGUGCCUUUGUUGUUUACGUGACUCUCAACACCUGUCCAGCCGUCAGUGUACCCGACCAGGCCAAGGUCAGUUGUAGCCAUGACAACGCUGUCGGGUCAGAUUGUGUGUUCUCCUGCGCCGAAGGUUUUCAGUUGACUGGAGCGACGGCUCUAAGCUGUCUUGAGACAGGGAAAUGGGAGAACAAGACAACAAGCUGCCAAAGAGCUUUGUGUAGCAAGCCCCCAGCUGUAUUGAAUGGUGAGGUCAACUGCCCAAACAACACGUACACAUUUGGGGUCAUUUGUCCAGUCACUUGCUACAGAGGAUACCAGAUUCAGGGUAGUACAUCUGUCGUAUGUCUGUCAAAUACAACAUGGACUUCACCUGGCUCAUGUCGAGAUAUUGAACCUCCGACCAUCAUAAGUUGUACCAACGUAUCCGUAUUUGCUGAACAGUUAGGGUACUCAACAUAUGUGUCUUUUACUGGGCUGGUUAAAGCAACUGAUACCACAAAUACAACAAUUGAUAUUAGUUACCUCCCUGCUUCAAAUACAGCCUUCAGUAUAGGAACAACACAGGUCAAGGCUACAGUAUCUGACCUUGCAGGGAAUAGAGCAUACUGUAAUUUUACAGUAACUGUUACAGCCCUACUGUGCCAGAAUCCAGCUUACAGUGGUCUGGAAGAAAAUGGGACAUCUUUAAUGGUCUUCAACUGCCCACAAGGUUAUGUGUAUGGUGCCACAUGCAACAUAACAUGCAGCAACGGCAAUGCUGUAACUGGAAGCCCAAGCAUUUUCUGCAGGAAAAAUGAAACUUUACCUGGGACAGGAUACUGGGACUAUGGAAAUGCUAAACCUGUUUGUGAUUCAAAAUUCUGCAGCAAGCAAGAAGCUCCAACCUUUGGAGCUGUGGCUUGUGAUGUCAUCAACCAACAAGAAGUGUGUGCAGUACAGUGUAAACAGAACUACACACUUACUGCUGGCUCUCCUCAAAAUGGUGUUUACGUUUGCUGGAGAAAAACUGGGGAGUGGCUUCCAAGUAUUAUUUUAAAAAGUACAUGCAUUGCUUCAUCAACUCCUUACAUAGAGACAACACCAAACAUCCAGUAUUACUCAACUAGCUGUGCGACAUCAACAGAAGAAAUCAAGACCAAAUUUUUCACCUUGAUUCAAGGGUCGGAUGUGUUUAAAGAUGUGUGUACAACAGUAACCUGUAACAUAACUGAUGUCACAGUGACCUGUGGCUCAAGGAGUAGGCGGUCUGUGGAUGAUCAAAUGAUAUACACAUCAUCCAGUAAUACUUCAGCCUUAGACAGGGAUAUAAGGGAUACCAGCACCGCAACCCACAUGACAAAGGUUAUGUUCAGAGUAAAGAUAGCAUAUAAAGACCAAGGCAGUGCAGCAAAGACCUUAUUGUUCUUUGAUAACCUGAUUUAUGACUUGAACGUCAACCUUGACACAAUGACAGCUUCUGGGACCUUCAACAUCCCUGAAGCUGGAGAAACCAACCCUUACUCGUAUGGCUUUGGGGAUAUGAACUUUGUCUGCCCAGAAAACACAGUUUUUAUUUAUCAGACUGCACUCUGUGCUGGUUGCGGCAAAGGCAAUAUAUACAACAGAACUACCAAAACCUGCGCUGCUUGUCCAGCUGGUACCUACCAGCCUAAUGAUGCGGCCUCAGAAUGCUUAAACUGUACGGCAGGCGCAACUACAACUAAAAGUAACUCAACAUCAGCUAAUGACUGCUUAGACGUGUGCGAUGCAGGAUCUUAUUCAUCCACUGGGCUCAAACCAUGUGAAGUGUGUACAAGAGGUACAUAUCAACCUCUUGUGGGCAGGAAAGGGUGCGACACUUGCCCUUUUGGCAUGUCAACCCUUGGCUCUGGAUCAACUUCUAAAGCUGAUUGCAAGUUUUAUAGUGUUGUUCUGGGCAACACAAGCUUAGAAGUGGACAUGGACAAAACCAAUGGGCCAAUAAAGAACUUUACCAUGGUGUUUUGGGCUUACAUACCCCAAGACCUUGUUGGCAACACCACUUCAACCUUUACAUUAGCGUCAAAUGUGGGAGGUGCUAUGAUAGGAUGUAAAGAUUUUCUGAUUUCAAUCGCAUCAGAAGAACUUCCAAUAAAACGAAUAAAAAAGUCCUGGUACCAUCUAGCUGUCACCCACUCUGGCAACAAAACAUCUCUGUUUGUUGAUGGUCAGUUGAUUGAGCAGAAGACUACAGCUGGUCUGGUCAAUUGCACAGACUUCAAGCUUCUCUUCACUCGUUCUGCCAGAAUUCCUGAACUGACUGUUAGCGGAAUGCAAUUAUCCAGAACAGAGUUGUCUCAAAGCAGUGUAACUUUAUUUGCACACUCUUGUGGAUUAAUUUUGGAUGGGAAUAUUUUCCUGGCUCCAGAAAAUACAGCACCACUGUUGACUCCUUCUUUUUGUGAUGACAACAAUGUCUGCCUCACUAAGCCCUGUGGUGAUCAUGGCGUGUGCUCAGAUUUAGCAAAUGGGUUUAAGUGUGAGUGUGAUGAGUUAUGGACUGGAAACACUUGCCAGAUUCCACCAGAUUUCUGUGUAGGAAAUCUAUGUCGCAAUAAAACAGAGUGUGUGAGUCAAGUAUUAAGUAAAAACUACACAUGCAGCUGUCAGGAAGGUUAUAAGGGACUUUUCUGUACAGACAAAAUAGUAAAUGGUGGAUGGGCCAGUUGGACACAGUGGAGUGUAUGUCCAGUUACCUGUGGUGGAGGGGUUACAUCAAGGUACCGCACCUGCAACAACCCAUCACCUGAUCCCAGUGGUCUGCCAUGCAGUGGUAAUGCUAGUGAAACAAAAGCUUGCUAUGAGGAUCACUGUCCAGUUAACGGUGGACUCAGUGCUUGGAGCGGCUGGUCAUGUGAUGUGGAGUGUGGCCAGGGAACAGCCUCUAGAACCCGCAGCUGCAACAAUCCUGCUCCGUUGUACGGCGGUCUCAAUUGUUCUGGCCAGCUUAAUGAGACAAAAAGUUGUGACAACAUAACAGCUUGUCCAAUAAAUGGAGGAUUUGGGCCAUGGUCAGACUGGUCAACUUGCACUAAGACAUGUGGCACAGGUGUCACUACAAGGUACAGGAACUGUGACAGUCCAGAGCCACAAUAUGGUGGCAACAAUUGCAGUGAAACAGGUUUUACUGAGAGCGCUCAGUGCAAUAACAAUACAUGCCCUGUGUGCUCAAAGCUGUACAGGCAGACACACAUGCAGGAUAUUGCAUGUAAAACAAAUACAACAACAGACAUGACAGAAUGCAAGAUUGUAUGCAUAGCUGGUUAUAUCACAGACUUAUCCAUUGUGUACAAGUGUGGACGGCUUUCUAACUAUACCUGGUCACACAUCACACCUGAAAACCCUAGAGGUCUGCUGCCAGAUUGCACAGCUGCGGUUUCUGUGACUGAGCGGAGCAUAAGUCAAAAUGCAGAAAUUACAGCACCUACAAGCUCUGGGACAAUUGAGACCCAAGUAGCAGAGAAUAUCAACAAAACCAUCAAUUCAAGUUGUACAACUUGUGAAUUAUCUGUAACUUCUAACACAUCUAACACUUCCAUAUCUAGGAAAAAGAAGAGUACAACAGGUAAAUUUAUAAUCAGCUACACUAUGUAUGUUCGAUCACCUUUAAUAGAAUCCACAACAGCAACAGAUGACGAGACCGAACUAGUCAGGCAGAAACUUCUUGAAUUUGAGCAAGUUGCUCAGCUGAUCUACAAUAACUCUGCCAACAUCUUCACUGUUAUGGUAGAUGGCAUUGAAUAUAGAGGAAAAGUAAACAGUACAGUUGCUGUGUCAGAAAAAUGCCCAGAGGGCACUACUUUGCUUCUUGCAGUGUGUGCAUACUGUGUCCCUGGGAGUUACUGGAAAAAUGACCAAUGCCUGUUGUGUCCUAUUGGGACAUACCAGGAGCAGUUUGGGAUGACCUACUGUGAAUCUUGCCCAGCAGGGACAUCAACAGCUGGUCUGGGGUCUCAGUCUAUCACUCACUGCGUUGAUGAUCCAUCCAUCUACUAUGAUUGUUCCUUAGGAUACUGGGCUGAUGAUGAGAAUGGGCCUUGCAAAGAGAAACAGGGCUUGCCAAAUGAGAACUUAGGGUUAAUUGUUGGCUCAACAUUAGGUGGAACAGCAAUAAUAGUACUUUUAAUCCUUGCAUUUAUGUUCCGUAAAGCAAUUUUAAGCAAAUUUCAAACCCAGGUCAUUCCAGACAAACCUCCUCCAUACUCAUUUCUAGAGCAACCUCCUCCCUACUUUGUCAAAAGACCAUCAGAGGAAAUACAUCUAGAUAAGUCUCCAAGACCUUUAACAUCACAAGAUGUUGUUUUAACUGACAUCUAAAACAUGUGGAAUGUAAUCAUUAAUGAAUGCUUUGAACAAAUGCUAAUUUAAAUUAGAAUGAAACUGUUACAUUAGGUUCAAACAAUAAUAGAUUUAGAAAAAAAAUUUUAUAAGAGUUUUAGGAUUGGGUUUAUCAGCUUGAAAGCAAUAUCUAGUAAUGAAAACAAAAAGAUCUUACUGUAUGCCGUUUUUUAUUUGAGUAAUUUUCACUAGGAAACAAAAUUGAUAUUGUUACUGAUCAAACAAAAAUGCUGAACGUAAAAUUAUUAUGAAUUGUUACAAAAUAACACUUGAGAUUUUUAAAAAUCCUUGUACACCACUUUUUAACAAACAUUGUAUUUACUUUUAUUUUAAUAGGCAUAUAUCAUCAUAAACUAUGUUUAAAUCUUAAACUAAAGCUGUUUAUACAGUAAUGCCUUUUUAAAAAAAAUUCCUAUUGUAGAAAAUGCUUACUUUGAAAACUCAAUAUUAUCUAAUUAUUUACCCAUACAAUUCGUAAAUAUAUUUAACUUCAAAUAAACUUGAAUGUUGAUGUUGUUAUUUAGCUUGACAUGAAUCAUUAGUUCACUUUUUAUGAAUUUUUACCCUAUAUAAUGAAAUUGUUAUAAUUGUAUUUUUAAACUUAGUUCAAAAUUUACUUUCCAAUAGUUGUAACCAAAUUAGUUACUUAAAAACGUUUCGGGAACUGGCCCAAGGUGUUUUGCCAACAAAGUAAAGUCAGUCGAAUAUGUUACCCAUAGGUUAGUUAGGCCUAUAUAGCUCACCUCGUCUCGCUAACGGCACAUCGGCAGGUACAUGAGAAAUGUACUCACUAGUCUGUAAUUUUUUAAUCACCGACUUAAAUUACUCUAUUACUUUCUCCAUUUUCUUCCUGGAAGAAACUCUGGUAAUCCAUCUAAGAGAGAAAACUCGAAAAUCAAACAAAUGCUACCUUGUAGUUUGUUCUUGUGAGCAAAUCCAAAAAAUUAUAUAUAUACGAUCUGACCCGCGACGUAGUAUACGCCAUGUAGUUGUUUUAUUUUCUGCUUAUCAGCAAUUCACAAUUUGUGAAUUCAACACUACCC